CCGGAGCGGCAGGGCGGUGCGCGGUCGCGGUCCGCCGCCACUUGGGUGCGGAAUCCGAGCUGGACUUGCGGAGCACCCCCUCCCCCUCCGCUUCUCCCUCCCUCUCCGUAGAGCAUCAUCGGCGGCGGCGGCGGCGGCAGUGGCGGCGGUCGCAGAAAACCGAGAGCCGCGGAGCGCCUGGAGGCGAGUGGAGGAGCUGGGAUAUGGGGCGUCCGCGGGGGCGGCCGGGCCCGGAGCCCUUGAGAACGCCUGGGAGGGGAGCGGCCUCGGGCGUUUGUAGCGCGUGAGCCGUGGAGAGCCCGUGAGGGCGGAGGCGGGGCCCGGCGUGGAGCAGGCUCGCCCAGCUGCUGCCUCCCGCCCUGGCCCGGCUGCCUCCGCCAGGGCCGGCGGCUAUGGAGCAGGCAGGCGGCCGACCCGGGGCGACCGAGCAUCCGCGACCCCCGCGGCCCUUGCCCUGGCUGCUGUUUCUGUCUCUCCGGCUGCUGCUGGUGCUGCUGCCAGGCCCAGCGGCCUCCCAGCUACGGUACACCGUGCCGGAGGAGCAGAGCCCGGGCGCGCUCGUGGGCAACGUGGCGAGAGCCUUGGGGCUGGAACUGCGGCGCUUGGGACCCGGCUGCCUGCGCAUCAACCACCUGGGUGCACCCAGCCCGCGCUACCUGGAGCUGGACUUGACCAGCGGAGCGCUCUUCGUCAACGAGCGCAUAGACCGCGAGGCGCUGUGCGAGCAGCGGCCUCGCUGCCUGCUCGGCUUGGAAGUGCUGGCGCACAACCCGGUGGCAGUGAGCGCAAUCGAGGUGGAGAUAUUGGACAUCAAUGACAACUCUCCGCGCUUCCCGCGGCCGGACUACCAGCUUCAGGUAAGCGAAUCCGUGGCACCGGGAGCGCGGUUUCACAUAGAGAGCGCACAGGACCCCGACGUCGGCGCCAACUCAGUGCAGACCUACGAGCUCAGCCCCAGCGAGCACUUUGAGCUGGACCUUAAACCCCUGCAGGAGAACAGCAAGGUGUUGGAGCUCGUGCUGCGGAAGGGCCUAGACCGUGAGCAGACUGCCUUGCACCACUUGGUUCUCACUGCGGUGGACGGGGGCAUCCCAGCUCGCUCAGGCACGGCUCAGAUCUCUGUUCGUGUCCUGGACACCAACGACAACUCUCCUGCCUUUGACCAGUCCACUUACCGAGUCCAGCUGCGGGAGGACGCUCCUCCAGGCACCUUGGUAGUGAAGUUGAAUGCCUCAGACCCAGAUGAGGGUUCUAAUGGUGAACUCAGGUACUCCUUGAGCAGCUACACAUCAGACCGGGAGAGACAGCUCUUCAGCAUCGACGCCACUACCGGGGAAGUGAGGGUAAGUGGGACACUGGAUUAUGAGGAGUCUUCGUCCUAUCAGAUCUAUGUGCAAGCGACUGACCGGGGACCAGUACCCAUGGCGGGUCACUGCAAGGUGUUGGUGGACAUUUUGGAUGUGAAUGACAACGCUCCAGAGGUGGUGCUCACAGACUUAUACAGCCCGGUGCCUGAGGAUGUUGCCCUCAACACUGUUGUGGCCCUUCUCAGCGUGAACGACCAAGAUUCGGGCCCCAACCGGAAGGUAAGCCUGAACCUAGAGGCUACGCUGCCCUUCCGGCUGAAUGGCUUCGGAAACUCCUAUACACUGGUGGUGAGUGGCCCGCUGGACCGUGAGCGGGUAGCUGCCUACAACAUCACGGUGACAGCCACUGACGGGGGGACACCACCGCUCACAUCCCAAAGGACACUGCAGGUUGAGGUCUCCGACGUCAACGACAAUCCGCCAAGCUUCCUGAAGGACUCUUACUCCAUCUAUGUCCAGGAAAACAACCUGCCGGGUGUGUUGCUUUGCACUGUGCAAGCCACAGACCCAGACCAAAAGGAGAACGCGGAGGUGACCUACUCCCUCGUGGACAGGGAGGUUCAAGGGCUGCCCGUCACCUCCUACGUCUCCAUCAACAGCGCCAGUGGCAGCCUUUAUGCGCUCAACUCCUUCGACUACGAGAAGUUUCGAGAGUUUUUCGUGACUGUGGAGGCUCAGGACAAGGGGAGGCCACCGCUAAGUAGCACCGUGACCGCCAAUGUGUACGUGGUGGACAUGAAUGACCACGCCCCCCAUAUUCUAUACCCUACCUCAACCAAUUCAUCAUCAGCCAUUGAGAUGGUGCCCCGGACUGCCCCCGCUGGCUACCUGGUCACCAAAGUCAUAGCCAUGGACUCAGACUCUGGGCAGAAUGCUUGGCUCUUUUACCAUCUCGUCCCAACUUCUGACUCAGACCUCUUUAAAGUAGAGCUUCACACGGGAGAAAUUAGGAUUACCAGAAAGAUAGGAGAUGAGAGUGGUACCACUUUCAACCUGACUGUGGUGGUUCGCGACAACGGAGAGCCACCUCUGUCGGCUACUGUGGCUAUUACAGUAGCUGUGGUGGACAGGGUUUCUAAAAUGCUCCCUGACACUCAGAGACAUAUAAAGAGUCCCCGGACAUACUCUGAAAUCACACUUUAUCUGAUAAUAGCGUUAAGCACAGUGUCUUUUAUAUUUCUCUUGACAAUCAUUGUUCUGAGCAUCAUCAAAUGCUACCGCUACACUGCUUACGGCACGGCGUGCUGCGGAGGUUUCUGUGGGGUGAGGGAGCGGAGCCCUGCCGAGCUGUACAAACAGGCCAACAACAACAUCGAGGCCAGGAUACCACAUGGCCUCAAAGUACAGCCUCACUUCAUUGAGGUUCGAGGCAACGGCUCCCUCACCAAGACCUACUGCUACAAGGCCUGCCUGACAGCAGGCUCAGGGAGUGAUACUUUCAUGUUUUACAACACAGGAGCCCAGACAGGGUCAGGACCUGGGGGAACCCAAGGCUCAGUGACUGACAACAGGCAACUCAGGAGCCAAAAUAGGCAGAGUGCUGGGAACCUGAUUAUCUUAAAAAAUGAGGCUGUCUCUCAAAAUGAGCCUCGUCAGCCCAACCCUGACUGGCGUUACUCUGCUUCCUUAAGAGCAGGCAUGCACAGCUCUGUUCACCUGGAGGAGGCGGGCAUCCUACGGGCUGGUCCAGGAGGGCCUGAUCAGCAGUGGCCAACAGUAUCCAGUGCAACACCAGAACCUGAGGCAGGAGAAGUGUCCCCUCCGGUGGGUGCUGGUGUCAACAGCAACAGCUGGACCUUUAAAUACGGACCAGGCAACCCCAAACAGUCCGGUCCCGGUGAGUUGCCAGACAAAUUCAUUAUCCCAGGAUCUCCUGCAAUCAUCUCCAUCCGGCAGGAGCCUGCUAACAACCAAAUUGACAAAAGCGACUUUAUAACCUUCGGCAAAAAGGAGGAGACCAAGAAAAAGAAGAAAAAGAAGAAGGGUAACAAGACCCAGGAGAAAAAAGAUAAAGGAAACGGAACGACUGACAACAGUGACCAGUGAGGCCACCAAAUGGAAACAAGCCACUUAGCCAGUUUUUGUAACAAUGGCAAAUCUCUCCCAUGUAGCAACCCCCUGAUCCUUUCUCCUAUGACAUGAGCCCUCCUAGAGACCUCAGAAAUCUGCAGAAAGUUCCCUGUGUCUGUCUUGAUUGCAUUUAACAGGUUUUGUCUUGAAAAGCUUUCCUAAGUCUGGUGUUAACUCUUUCUCUCCACUCUGGCUUGUUUUCAGAACCUAAAAAGCAGACCCAAGUUUCCUUUCUCCUCCGCCGCAAAGGAGAGGCUUCCCAGCCCCGCCAGUGAGAG
Psammomys obesus (fat sand rat) is the source of this 3715-nucleotide messenger RNA. It is a transcript of the gene Pcdhac2, whose product is annotated as protocadherin alpha subfamily C, 2. Gene Ontology annotation, cellular component: plasma membrane. Gene Ontology annotation, molecular function: calcium ion binding. Bases 393 to 3413 code for a protein of 1006 amino acids. The record is from RefSeq and is a predicted model, not a curated record. The transcript is spliced from 4 exons. Gene Ontology annotation, biological process: homophilic cell-cell adhesion. Lineage: Eukaryota; Metazoa; Chordata; Mammalia; Rodentia; Muridae.